Messenger RNA from Salvelinus sp. IW2-2015, 1788 nucleotides. It is a transcript of the gene sars2, whose product is annotated as seryl-tRNA synthetase 2, mitochondrial. Gene Ontology annotation, cellular component: mitochondrion. The record is from RefSeq and is a predicted model, not a curated record. Lineage: Eukaryota; Metazoa; Chordata; Actinopteri; Salmoniformes; Salmonidae. Gene Ontology annotation, biological process: mitochondrial seryl-tRNA aminoacylation. Gene Ontology annotation, molecular function: tRNA binding; ATP binding; serine-tRNA ligase activity.
CCUCUAUGUACCAACCUACUUCCGCGUUGAAACAUGGCGACUUGCAUUGGCAUUGCUGUUCGGCUUGGCACAUUGAAUGUCUUAAAACCUGUUUCAAGACACUUUACAAGGCAGGGGACAAACGUAUUUACCCCCAGCCGCUCCACACAUGAGGUGCGAAGUAGUCUGUACGAACAUGUCCGCGAUGGCUACAGUGACAAGCCAGACUUGGACAUGCGACUUGUGUGCGAGGAGACUGACAAAGUCAUUGCCAAUGUGGAGACUCGGAAAGGGGACCUACGGGGAGCAGAUGUCAGGGAGAUCGUGUGUGUUUGGCAGCAACUUGAGGCAGUGCGAAAGGAAAUCUCACAGCUGGAGAAGCAGAAGAAAGUGAUCAGUCAUAGAGUUCGGGCUCUUGUGGAUCAGAAUGACAAGAAAGCCCUAUCUAAUAUUCCUGAGUUCAAGGAGGCUACGAAGGAGGGUCGGGAGAUCCGCUACCGGCUGAGCCAGCUUCACCCCGGAGAACACUAUGGCUGAGCCCUGAGGCUGCCCAACACCACACACCUCGAUCCAAUUGGAGAUUAGAGUCUGGCGAGAGUAUAUUUGAUAUGCAGUUGUCUCUGACCUUUUUCAUCAGAGUUUGACUUCAAACCCAGGAGACACCUAGAGAUCGGGGAGGAGCUUGGUCUUAUCAGACAGAGGCGUCUUGCCCAUGUCUCAGGUCAUAGGUCAUACUAUCUAAGGGGAGCGGGGGCCAGACUCCAGUCUGCUCUACAGAACUUCGCCCUGGAAACACUGCAGCAGCGGGGGUUUAUACCUAUGGUUGUGCCAGACAUGCUGAAGGGGGCUGUAUUUGAGGGUUGUGGAAUGCAGCCCCAUGCCCACAGGUCUCAGGUGUACUCUCUGGACCCCGCCUGCUUCCCUGACCUCAACCUGGCUGGCACAGGGGAGGUGGGCAUAGCAGGUUAUUUUAUGGACCAUGCUGUUAACUGGAAGGACCUUCCUGUCAGGUCUGUGUGCAGUAGCACAUGUUACAGGGCUGAGACGGACACAGGCAGAGAGACUUGGGGCCUUUACAGAGUACAUCACUUCAACAAGGUGGAGAUGUUUGGUGUGACUGCAGAUGAGACUGGGGAGGAGAGCUCUCAGAUGCUGGAGGAGUUCCUGUCCCUGCAGAAGGAGAUCUUCUCCUCCCUGGAGCUCCACUAUAGAGUACUGGACAUGCCCACCCAGGAGCUAGGUCGCCCAGCACACAGGAAGUACGACAUUGAGGCCUGGAUGCCAGGGAGGGACAGCUAUGGCGAGAUCUCCAGCGGGUCUAACUGUACAGACUACCAAAGCAGACGCCUCAAUAUCCUAUAUGAGGGGGAGGAUGGUAGCCUACACUACGCUCAUACGGUGAAUGCCACAGCGUGUGCUAUUCCCCGUACUAUCAUUGCUAUACUGGAGACUCAUCAGACCAAGGAAGGGACGGUGUUAGUGCCUCGUGCCUUGCAGCCCUUCCUGGGGUUGGAGGUGAUUGAAAAGCCCAAAUACAUUCCUUUGAAAUACAUCGGACCAAACCAGCCCAAUCGCAUGCCCCGCCCUGUCCCAAAGCCCAGAUGACAUCAUGCACCAACACACUUACAUCAGGAGAACUGAACCCUUUUCCAUCUGCGUGUUUACUUAUUCUGUGUUGCUCUGCCGUGUAAAUAUAUUCAUGUCAUACUGUUUGUGAAUGUGUGUCACGAUGACACUGUAUCAUAAACUGUCCUGUUCUUGUCUGCAAAAAAAUUAAACGGUAUUAAAUUAAACAAAAAUGUCAUUUUC